AUGUCGCGGGAGUUCGAGCUGUGCCCCGGGCGCCGCAUUGGCGGGGAUCAUCCAUGCUUCAUCAUCGCGGAGAUCGGGCAGAAUCACCAGGGCGACCUGGCCAUCGCCAAGCGCAUGAUCCGCAUGGCCAAGGACUGUGGAGCAGACUGUGCGAAGUUCCAGAAGAGUGAACUGGAGUACAAAUUCAACAAGAAAGCCUUGGAAAGGCCCUAUACUUCUAAACACUCCUGGGGAAAGACCUAUGGGGAACACAAACGCCACUUGGAGUUUAGUCACGAGCAGUAUAGAGAGCUGAAGAAAUAUGCAGAGGAGAUUGGCAUUUUCUUCACAGCUUCUGGCAUGGAUGAGAUGGCUGUUGAAUUUUUACAUGAACUGGAUGUUCCGUUUUUCAAAGUAGGCUCAGGAGAUACAAACAAUUUUCCAUAUUUGGAAAAGACUGCAAAGAAAGGUCGCCCAAUGGUGAUUUCCAGUGGGAUGCAGUCGAUGUACACAAUGCAUCGGGUCUAUGAGAUUGUGAGGCGCAUCAAUCCCAACUUCUGCUUCCUGCAGUGCACCAGCGCAUACCCGCUGCAGCCAGAGGAUGUCAACCUCCGUGUUAUAUCGGCAUAUCAGUCAGCUUUUCCCGAUAUCCCCAUUGGUUAUUCGGGACACGAAACUGGCAUAGCCAUUUCAGUGGCAGCUGUGGCUAUGGGUGCUAAAGUAGUGGAACGCCACGUGACUCUCGACAAAACAUGGAAAGGAAGUGACCACCAAGCAUCUCUGGAGCCAAACGAACUGGCGGACUUGGUGAAAGCCAUCCGUACUGUGGAAAAAGCCAUGGGUUCUCCAGUCAAACAGCUCCUGCCCUGCGAAAUGGCUUGCAACGAAAAGCUGGGAAAAUCUGUUGUGGCAAAAGUGACAAUUCCUGAAGGUACAGUACUGACCUGUGAGAUGAUGACAGUGAAGGUGGGAGAGCCUAAGGGAUUUCCCCCAGAAGCCAUCUUUGACCUAGUGGGAAAGAAGGUUAAAAAAUGUAUUGAAGAAGAUGAAACUAUCACUGAGGAAGCAAUGGAAAAUCAUGUCAAGAAAGUGAAGUGCUAA
Messenger RNA from Indicator indicator, 1080 nucleotides. RefSeq names its product N-acetylneuraminate synthase (gene NANS). Lineage: Eukaryota; Metazoa; Chordata; Aves; Piciformes; Indicatoridae. Gene Ontology annotation, biological process: carbohydrate biosynthetic process. Gene Ontology annotation, molecular function: N-acylneuraminate-9-phosphate synthase activity. Bases 1 to 1080 code for a protein of 359 amino acids. The record is from RefSeq and is a predicted model, not a curated record. The transcript is spliced from 6 exons.